Messenger RNA from Aegilops tauschii subsp. strangulata, 924 nucleotides. RefSeq names its product BTB/POZ and MATH domain-containing protein 2-like. Gene Ontology annotation, molecular function: protein binding. The record is from RefSeq and is a predicted model, not a curated record. Lineage: Eukaryota; Viridiplantae; Streptophyta; Magnoliopsida; Poales; Poaceae. Gene Ontology annotation, biological process: protein ubiquitination.
AUGGCGGCGAUGGAUCAGCCGCACACGUCGUCUAGAUGCGUGGUGCAGACCGCGUCUGCGACGCACGACUUCGUGAUCGCCAACUACUCGCUCAUCCGCUACCUGCCCCCAGGCGAGGCCGUCAGCUCCGGCAUCUUUAGCGUCGGCGGCUACGAGUGGACCAUCAUGUUCUACCCGGGCGGGACCCUCUACUACACGGACACCCAGUGUCACAUCCCUAGUUCUGCUGUCUUCCGUGCUUCGCCAUCCGACAGGUCGGGUUUUUUGGAUGUGGGCCGGACAUUGGAUCUGGCAUCACCGUGGUACCUCAACGACGACUGCCUGACCAUCAGGUGUGUCCUCGCCGUCAUCUUUGAACACACGGAGAACACCAAGAUCGGCCCGGCCGCACUGGUUCCGCGGCCGGACCUGCCCAGCCAUCUCAAGUGCAUGCUCACGGACGGGAAAGGCACGGACGUCACCUUUGAUGUGGGCGGCCGCUCCUUCCCUGCUCACAGGUGCCUGCUCGCAGCGAGGUCUCCCGUGUUCAACGCGGAGCUCUUUGGCCCGAUGAGGGAGAAAGACAUGAAAAUCAUCAAGAUUAACGACAUGGAGCCGGCGAUCUUUGAGCUGCUCAUACACUUCGUCUACAUGGAUUCGCUGCCAAACGACGGCGAAGACUGCAGCACCGCGGUGACACAACAUCUGCUCGUUGCCGCGGACCGGUAUGGGCUGGCCAGGCUGAAGCAGAUGUGCGACGCAAAGCUGCGCACAAGGCUGAACACUGAGACAGUGGCGGCGACGUUGGCGCUGGCAGAGCAGCACCACUGCCCGCUGCUUAGGGAGGCAUGCGAAGCGUUCAAGUCCUCCUCCGAAGUGAUGGCCCAUGUCGUGGCGAGCGACGGGCGACAGAUUCAAGGAUCUGGCGGGCUACAGCAUCGCUAA